Messenger RNA from Schizophyllum commune H4-8, 477 nucleotides. Its product is annotated as HSP20-like chaperone. Gene Ontology annotation, biological process: protein folding; response to hydrogen peroxide; response to salt stress. Bases 1 to 477 code for a protein of 158 amino acids. NCBI's taxonomy places the organism in Eukaryota, Fungi, Basidiomycota, Agaricomycetes, Agaricales, Schizophyllaceae. The transcript is spliced from 3 exons. The record is from RefSeq and is a predicted model, not a curated record.
AUGUCUGUGUUCUACUACGAGCCCUUCUACGACAUCGAGCGCUUCCUCGACGACGCGUUCGGCCCCCAGCGCUCGCAGGACGCGCAGCGCCGCCUCGCGCAGGGCAACCAGGGCCAGGUCGCCCACCAGAACGACGCGCCGCGCGCCAUCAAGCCUAGGAUGGACCUCCACGAGGACGCGGAGAAGAACGUCGUCACCGCGACGUUCGAGUUUCCCGGCGUGAAGAAGGAGGACGUGCAGGUGGACGUGCACAACGGCCGCCUGACGGUCGGCGCGGAGACGAAGCUCGCGGAGGACCGCGAGGAGAACGGCUACGCGGUGCGCGAGCGCCGCUACGGCAAGUGGUCGCGCACGUUGCAGCUGCCCACUGGUGUCAAGGAGGAGGACAUCAAGGCCUCGAUGGAGAACGGUGUCCUGACGGUGACGUUCCCGAAGACGUCGCCUCAGGAGGCGCCGAAGAAGAUCGCCGUUGCGUAA